AACCCAGUUGAUUUCAUUGUGAAGCCAGAGCUAUGAACCAUUGAUUUAGUGGUUCAAGAGUCUUUUAUGGUGCUUCCCAAUUGUCUUAGAAACAUCCUUAAAAUUAAUUUUCUUUAUAGAUAUGGUAGAAAAGUGGCAAGAUAUUCAACUUCAGGGACAGAAUAGAAUCUUUGUGUCACAUUUCAGGGCAUAGUGAGGUCUUGAUUUGCCCUGGGAUAUACCAAAGAGGAAGAAGGACCUGGAACUAGAACUUCCCUUCCACUAGAUUCACACAUAGGGGCAAGGAGCUAGGGUCAGGGCUGUGUAGGAACCAAGGUGGGGAGCUGGGAGAAGUCCGGCCUAACUGGCAGAAUGCAUUCGCUAAAGCAUAUGGCAAGUGGGUAGUUUGGAUCUCUCCUUCAGCACUACAUUCUCAUGCUGACACCCUGGACACGUGCAGUGACUGGAAGCUUGGGGGUUCAAUUCAGGCUGCCUAGGAGAGUUCUGUCAUUUAUUAUCUUUAAGGCAUGCUCAAGUGACUUAGCUUUCUAAGUCUCAGUUUCCUCAUCUGUAAGAUGGGGGCAGUAAUAUCUAUUCCAUCAGGUUGUUAGUUUUAUAAAAAUCCUAGGGUGCUUUGACAUUUGGAGAUCAAGCAGAGGAGGAAGAACCAGUGAAAGGAACCGGAAAGGAACAGAUGGUCUCACAGAAGCCUAGAGAAGAACUGCUACAAGGAGGGUGUGGUCCUGUGUCCAAUCUGCCAAGAGUUCUGCAUACAGGACAGAGAAGUGAUGACUGGAUUUUAGCAAGAUGGAGCGACCCUGUUAAGAGCAGUUUCAGUGGAGUGAUGGGAGUGAUGUCUGAUUUGCAUGGGUUGAUAUGAGAUGAGGAGAUUGAGUACGUAGAGACAUCAUUAUAGAACACUUCUAAGAAGUUUGGGGGUAAUGGGAGACUGAGAAAUGAAGUGGCAGUGGGAAAGGAAUGUGAAGGGAUUUUUUUUUUACACUGGAGGCACUGGAGGUAUUAUAGCAUCUCUGUAUAUGUUGAGGAAAGUGUUCCACUGGAGAGAGAGUAAAUGAUGCAGAGAAGAAAGGGGAUAAUUUCCAGGAGAUUGAUAUAUGAAACAAUUUAAAAGCUGAGAAGGGAUGGGAUUCAGAGCCCAAGUGGAGGGGUUGACCUUGGGCAGGCACAAGAAUGCUUCAUCAUUGUAACAGUAAUACAAGCAAAGAGUGUGGGUAUAAAUGUCGAUAGGUGGUUGGUUGACUUAGUGGUGGGAAGAUGUGGGAAUUCCUAUCUGAUUGCUUUUAUUUUCCCUACGUAAUAUUAUCAUUUGUGAAGCAGAUGAUGGUAAUGGUGGACACUAAAUAAGGUAAAUUAGUAGAUAAGGACAUUUGAAGAGAAAGAAAAAGCAUGAAAUUUUGGAGAAUGAAAUACUGGGGAAAUGUAGUAGGAUUGCUGUGCUGAGAUCCUACUUGAGAUUAGUGGGUAAGAAUUUAGGAGCAUGUUAUUUAUGUGUAGCAUGUUAGUAUGUGUAUCAGUGAGGAUAGACUAGCUUUUCCUGCAGCAAUAAAUAACCCCUCAAUCUGAGUGACUCAAUAUAAUAACGAACUACUUCUUGCUCAUACAUGUGUGCAAUAUGAGGGUCUCUACUCUACUGAGACUCUCAGGAACCCAUGUGUCAAGGUCUGUAGAGGGGCCAAGAUUUUACUCUACUUGCAAGCUAAUGAGUUAGCCUACCCUGGUAUCAUAGAGGCUAGCAGAAGAUACUUCUGGAUCAGGUACUAAAGGUAGUAAGAUUUUAUUAUUUACAGUAGGAGCAGUAGCCAGAGUGUCAGUAUUUGUGUCGGUUCUCCACACCCCGGUUCCCACAGGGAGAUGCCGAGAGCACCAAGUGCUAACCUGCACAUGCAGUGGGUUGUGUCAAGGAAGAAUCUUUCAUUUGGGGAACCCCAGUCACUUGUAGUGGGCAGUAAGCUUGCCUUACUCUCAUUGUUUUUCAAGGAUGUAGGCAAACCUGCCUCUUGCUCCAGAGGAAGACAUUAGCUCUCUUUUCCAGUACAGUUCGCUAUAUAAACAUCCUGGAAAAGAUGGUCCAGAGCAAAGGCAGCCAGUGCUGCUGCUUGUAAGAUGUGCAGAAGUGUAAGAGACCCAUGGAGAACUGUCUCCCAAUACCAAACUGAUGGAGGUUCUGCCAUCUUGCUACCUCUUGUAUUAGUUUGCUAUGGCUGCCAUGACAUGGUGCCGCAAACUGGGUGGCUUACACAUCAACAAUUUAUCUCACGGUUCUUGAUGAAGUGUGAGGUCAAGGUGCUGGCAGAGCUGGUUUCUUCUGAGGUCUCACUCUCUGACUUAUAGCUGGCCAUCUCCUCCCUGCAUCUUCACAUGGUCUUCCUUCUAUCAUGUCUGUAGCCAUGUAUUCCUCUUUUAUAGGACUCCAGCCAUAUUGAGUAAGGGCUCAUCCAAAUGAUCUAAUUUUAAUUACCUCUUUAAAGAACUUAUCACCAAGUAUAGUCGCAUUUUGAGGUACUGGGGGUUAGAAUUUCAACAUGAAUUUUAAGGGGAUACAAUUCAGCUAGAACACCCCUGCAUUUAAAUAUACAGCUUUGAAAAAAAUUUUUUAAAAGUUUUUUUAAUUUAAAAAACAAAAAAGAAAAAAAACAAAAAGAAAAGAAAAGAGAGAAAAAAGAACAAACAAACAAAAAUAAAUAUAUAGCUUUCAGGAUUGACAAGACAGGGGAAGAGAGACCUGGACCAUGACAUACAGGGGCUUUGCACUGACGCAGCCUGAGGUGACACACCGUCACUCCUGCUACCUCACCUGACUGCAUGCAGGCUUGGGUGUGCACUUAUCCAUGAGUUCAGAUAGGAGGGGAGCAUCCGAUGUUGAUGAGCACUAGCACUGUCUGCCACUGCAUGGUUGUGUGUUUUUCUCCAGUACCAUUUAGCUGUUCAGGUGCAGAAAUGGAGCAGACAGCAGUUGGGUUUAAUCUCAGAACUGGAUCCUGUCAACUAGUCUGAUGAGAGAAGAGAAUGUGAGGGAGGUAAAUGUGUUUGCAUGGAAGUGAGUUCACAGAUGGACCAUAGGAUCUAAACUGGGUGCGGAGGGAAGUUAAGGGCCUAAGGGGUGGAUAAUAUGAAAAGAUGUGAGAAGAUGGAAGUGGAGGACUUGAUGAGGUCACAGAAUUUCCGGGCUGGGAAAACUAGAGCAGGUGAGCUGAAUGGAUGAGGUGAUGACCAGAGAACGGGAUUCCUGACGAUGUCAGGAGUAGUGCAGUGUUUGAGGGUGGUCAUGUCAAGAGCAUGACCCUGAAAUCAGAUGGCUAAGGUCAGGUGAGGAAAAGACUAUUGGAGGUGAGGGGGGUCAGGGAACUGAGAGACCAAGCUACUGGGUUAACCGUCUACAUGGAUGUUGAAGUUACUUAGAUUGGAACAAGAGUAGGGGUAGAAAGGGAGUGGUGCAAGCGAUAGAAUGAAUAUGUGUAUCUCCCAGGAAGAUACUCCCUGGUCUUUGAUUGGACUUGGUAAUAUUCUGAAAAGUCCCUGGCAGAUGCUAGGGAAACCACUCAACGACACAUCCGUCAAACCUCUCUUAGAGUCCUUUCUUUUUGAAGAUGGUCUAUUGCUGAUUUCAGAUCAUUCCAAUUUUGACUUAAUCCCCCAAUGUUGGGACUGUUCCCUGAGUGUUUUCCAGCUCCUUUAUAUUACCAAAAAAAAAAAAAACCCACCAAAAAAACAAACAAACCCUCAACAACCCAACUACAAUAAACAAAGACCAACUCCGUAAAUCUUGGCCUCUUCUCUAGGCUAUUUAAUAAAACCUGCCAUCUGAAUGUAUAUAUGUGUGUGAUCUGUAAUGUUCACAGUGUAUUGUAAUGUUAAUGUUUAUAGUUAAAAGUGUUAGUCUACUUUUAUCUCCUUUUAUAUACUUGAGAAUAAAACAUGUUCAGCCCUUUUAGCCUUUGUGCAUGUUUAUAUAACGUGCUGCAUUUUAAGGUUUUGUUUCUGCAGGUCUGGCAUUAUGCGCAGGGUUCUGCAGACAACAGUUUUCUGUCUGUAAGCUCGUAUGGAGCACUUGGCUCCUCCCUGUCUAAUCUUGUACAAACAUUUUAUAAACAACAGCCCCUGGAAAGUCCAUGGCCACCCUCCCAUCUCCCAGAGCAAUACUGCAUUGCUGACUUCAGGGUGGUCCCUGGGAAUAACGUUUUGUUGGGGACUGGGAAGAUUUUUAAGGCUGUGAAAACACUCGCAGUGUGAGGAGAAAGUAGAAUCUUGAUAAUACGGCUUUAUAAAAUAUUGAAGCAAAGGUCCCACGUCCAGAAUAGCAGAAUGGGAAAGGCUCAAGUCUGUUGUGUCAGGUUUUCAGUUCCAAGGUUUGCCACGUGAGAUUUGCUUUCUCUUCAACCCCUUAAAUUCCACCAGUCAUGCUUGUUUGCUUGCUUUCAGUGCUACCAAAUGAGAGAAGCUUCCAGAAUGCUGCUACAAGCAAUAAUUUGGAUCUUAUGGAGAAGCUGUUUGAAAAGAAGGUUAACAUUAAUGCUGUGAACAAUAUGAACCGCACAGCCCUGCAUUUUGAAGUGGGAGCAAAUAAUUUAUCUGCAGUGGAUUUCUUGCUUAAUCACAAGGCCAGGGUGGAUGUUGCUGAUAAGCAUGGCUUGACAGUAAUUCACCUUGCAGCCUGGUCUGGAAGCCUCGAGAUCAUGCUCAUGCUGGUUAGAGCUGGAGCAGACCAGAGAGCCAGGAAUCAGGAUGGAAUGAAUGCCCUGCACUUUGCAGCUCGGAGCAAUGGUGUGCGCAUUGUGGAGUACCUCAUUCAAGAUCUGCACCUGAAGGACCUGAACCAGCCGGAUGAGAAAGGAAGAAAACCAUUUCUUUUGGCAGCAGAGAGAGGACACGUUGAAAUGAUAGAAAAACUCAUGGCCCUUAACCUGCAUACUUCAGAAAAGGACAAGGAGGUGAACGCUGCCCUGCACCUCGCAGCAAAGAAUGGUCACAGCCCUGCAGUCCGGGUGCUGCUCACCCAGUGACAAGAAGUAAAUGAGACCAAUGAGCUCAGUAUCAGUGCUUUGCAGACAGCAGCCCGGAAUGGCCAUACACCCCUUGUCAGCUUUCUUCUCAGUGACAACGUUGAUCUGCACCAGAAGGUGGACCCUAAGGAGUCCCCUCUUCAUUUAGCUGUUAUCAACAACCAUAUUACAGUGGUGAACAGCUUAAUAAGUGCACAGCAUGAUAUUGAUGUCUUAAAUCAGAGGCAGCAAACCCCUUUGCACAUAGCUGCUGAUCUUGGAAAUGUGGAACUGGUGGAGACCCUGCUGAAGGCGGUCUGUGACCUGAAGGUUAUUGAUAAGCACGGGAAGACUGCCCUGGCCCUGGCCGCCAGGAGCAACCACAGCCUCGUUGUGGACAUGCUCAUUAAAGCCGAGCACUACUGCGCCUGGAGAGAGGAGCGUGGGGAGAACGUCAGGGACCCACCCACCAGCUUUACUCUGACGUUCAAGCAAGACCACAGUCCGGAGACCAGGCACAUUCGCAGUCUCCUCUGGGACCUGGCUUACCAUCAGCUGAAGGCCAGCGAGUGGCAGAGGCUGGCCCGUUUGUGGCACUUUACAGACGCCCAGAUCAGAGCCAUCGAGGAGCAGCGGGCAGGGGAGGAGAGCUUCCGUGAGCAUGGCCACAGGGCUCUGCUCACCUGGCUGCAUGGGGCCCUGGUGACACAGGCCACGCCGGUCAAGCGCCUGUACGAAGAGCUGGUGCACACGGGCUUCCCAGACUAGCUGCCAUUGCAAAGUCCUGAAUUGCCCGGGGAUGUACCACCACAGGAUGAUGUCUGGAUGUUCACAGCAAAAAAAGGUUCAACGGUGUGGA
Vicugna pacos (alpaca) is the source of this 5838-nucleotide messenger RNA. The record is from RefSeq and is a predicted model, not a curated record. Lineage: Eukaryota; Metazoa; Chordata; Mammalia; Artiodactyla; Camelidae.